Messenger RNA from Sycon ciliatum, 4359 nucleotides. RefSeq lists its product as uncharacterized. The record is from RefSeq and is a predicted model, not a curated record. The transcript is spliced from 16 exons. NCBI's taxonomy places the organism in Eukaryota, Metazoa, Porifera, Calcarea, Leucosolenida, Sycettidae. Bases 338 to 3130 code for a protein of 930 amino acids.
CCACAAACAGAAUGUUUUGAAACGAGUCCAUUUGGACAUCGCCCAUCUCCUGACCUUGGUGCUUUGUUCAGUUCGUAUUGUCCAUAUUGUCCGUAAAUCACCGAAGUAGUACCAUGACACUGAAUGACUGAUGUCGAGUGAUGUCGAUAGUGUAUAUAGCAUUCGGGUAACAAAACCCUUUCAAUUUCAAUCACUAGCGACGUUGUAACCAAAAUAAGUUUACUUGGAAUCGUCCCGGGCAUGCAAACGUGAGCGGUAUUAGCCAGUGUUCGUGCUGAACAAGACGAGUGCACCUGUUCUUUCUCUCCUUGAUGUCGGCUGCCCGCAUAUCACGGUCAUGGCUGUGGCGAAGACGCGAUGGCUGGCCAAGCAAAGACGUGCUGUCAUAGCCAAUCAACAGCAUGCGGCCAAAUGCAAAGCUAUACAUUCACUGGGGUUACGUUUUCUCGCAACAUCUGUCUUUAUAGUGAUCUUCAGUUGGUGUUGCAUCAGUGGUGUUAGCUGCGAGCUCUUCACCAAUUUAACCUGGCCGGCUAAUCAUACACUCCCGACGGGAACAUAUGGCUGCUAUGGUGACAACGCGACGAACAAAAUGGCUGACGAUGGUGAUUGCCGCUUCGUAUUCCAAGUUUCAGUGGGCGGUAGUGGUAGUAAAGUCAUUCAGAAUAGCUCAAGUCCAUGGCUGACAGCUUCUUUCCAAAUACAGCAGAAUCACGGACAAGUGUUCUGUCAACCGCUGCAGUGCUCAGUGCAAGCAACUGCCGUCAUCUACACUUUAAACGUAACAUAUCCGGUCAUGCUGGAUACUUCAGCACCGGGGUAUCUAGAUCGCAUGCCUCGAGAGGGUAGCACUGUGCAUUGCCCGUUCGUUUCCAAUCCACCAGCCGUGGUGACGUGGAGUAUGAACAGGUCUAGCCAUGGCUGUGAUGUCAAAGGGGUUAACCAGUGUGACCUGUGCGGUGAUGAGCAAGGUCAGCACUGUCCAUACUCCCGUAACAGCACGACUCAGCAAUGCCGCACCGCCGUCAACUCAUCUUGUUUCUCACGCAAACCAGACGACAGCGUAUCCAUACUCUACGGAUGCAUUGGGUGUUUGCAGUGUACUGCCUCUAACACAGUCAUGGGCAAACAGACAGUGCAGACCUUUACCUUCAAGUUAACAGCUUACGGAUUGUGUCCAGCAGGUGUUGCAGGACAGCAGCUGGUGUUUGGUACUGCCACGGCAAAGGAAUCCAACAGUUUGAUCGCUGGCGAGCAUCCUGUGCAUUUCAUCAUUACGUACCAGAGUUCAGUACAACAAGCUGUUAAAGUGCGCUCACCUCAAGGACACGAUGUCAUUAUAGACGGAUAUAAUUACUACCAACCCGCCCAGCCGAUUCUUCUGCACGCCGUGAAUUGUAGCUUUCUCUACAAUUUUACAAUCCUACGACCUGUCAGAACUGAAGACAGCGGUGAUUGGCAGUUUGAGUUUAAAUCUGCCAUUCCCAAGUUGGGAGUGAAAACACAGAGCAUUACCGUCACUGUUACAGAGGUGAACUGCAGCCAAGUGUUGGACACCCAUCUACAGUGCCAGUAUGGUCAUUGUGCAGUGGAUAAGAAAGGCGCACCCUAUUGUGUCUGUAACAAAGACUGCUUCGGCACUAGCUGCAACUAUUGCUGUCCUAAAACGAAUGGGGAAAUAGUGACGGGUGACAUCAUUAUUCCCAGACCAUGCACUAGCCAAGCCAGUCUUCAACUGCAGUGCUCCAAAGAAGUGACUCAAACCAGCCCGGGAAAAGUUUACUGGGAGAUGAAUCACCAGCGAAUUCACGACGGUCAGCUUCUGACCUGGACGUAUCGCAGAGGUGUUGGCCAGUUUGUCUGCAUGUCCACGGCCGUGGAGAAUGUAUCAUAUGCCAUCAAUGUGGCCAUUGCAGAUAAGCCUGUCAUCAUUCCACCAGCCAAUCUAGUUAUAAUUCAGACGGGAAGUGUGCAUCAGCAAGCUCGUUUAACUGUCAAUCUAUCCCAAACGUUCAAUGCAACUAGCCUCCAGUAUACCUGCAGUCGAGUCAGCGGCGGAGUUUGCGGUGGAGGACCUAGAACGUGCGUGCGAGAAUUUGCGCCAGAGAAUUCGGACACUGCUAUAUUGGACAACGUGCGUCUUGCCUGUUGUGCAGGAGAGUACGUGUGCUGUGUUGCAAAUAGCUAUGGAGAAGAAUGUCUGACAUACACAGUGAAAAUUGAUCAAGUUAGCUGUGAUAUUGAACCUCAAUUUGUACCAGGACAAGCAGAGUAUUGCGUCAAUGUAAUGGGUAACAAUGACACGAAUGUGUACUGGUUUGAGAACGCGGAUUCAUCAAGCAAGAAAUACCAGUCUAUUCGACAGGACCUCAACACCACUUGCUGCUGUUCGCAGUAUUGCUUGAACAGUGUUGGAGCUAUAGCUAAUGGUGUGGUGGUGGUGCCAUGUCUGCUUGAUGCAUGGGGCAAUGUAACCAAGUGCAGUAACGAGAGGUUCACUGUUAACAUGCGUUCAGGCAGUUCACAUUCGCCACUGACAACUGUGGAGAUUGUUGGCAUAGCUGUGGGCAGUGGUCUCAUUCUGGUCAUAUUUGGAUUUCUUCUGGGAUAUGGUCUAAACCGUCGCAGAAAUAGAAACAGACGUACAGCUGGUCAUGCUAAUGGUGCUAAUGGUGCUGAUGGUGCUAAUGGUGCUGAUGGUGCUAAUGGUGCUAAUGGUGCUGAUGGUGCUGAUGGUUCUGCUAGUAAAACAGAUGUAUCUUCUGCAGAUGAAACAGGACGUGAUUAUGAGACCAAGCUGCUGUGUAUGAUUGAAGAUAUUCACGGAUUUGGCAAGUUACUUGCGAAGCACAUGAGCGACGUAGACUGUGAAACUCUCUGCAAGCUCAUUGUCAAAGAUGUUGAUGCUGGAAACGUGGACACGUAUUCAGUAAUUAUAUUGGGGUAUAUAAGGACACAUAACUUGGGUCAAGUCAGCACUCUAAACCUCGGCGGUGCGUUUGUGUACUACUCUGCGAAGAAGAAGGCAUGUACCUGUCGUAAUCUGCUGCAACUCAUAGCGGAAGUCAAUUGUACCUUAGAGGUUCAUGCAAGUAGAAUUCUAAGUAAAACGCCAUUCAAGAAAGAUUGACUGAUGUAUUAGUAUGGUAUCCCCAGUUCUAUCAUCCAAAGUAUGAUAUCAUUGAGUUCAUCGUGCCAGCUGUGAUGCCGCUGGCCCUAACCCUUACAUCAUACCAGUAUGAUGUCAUUGGCUCUAACCCUUACAUCAUCCCAGUAUGAUGUCAUUGGCUCUAAGCCUUACAUCAUCCCAGUAUGAUGUCAUUGGCUCUAAGCCUUACAUCAUCCCAGUAUGAUGUCAUUGACUGCAUCCUCUGCAGACUUCAGCUGUACCAUACUGUGUUUAUGAACUGUUCUCAAGACCAGCUAUCAAUCCAUUCUUAUCAACAGCUCUAAUAACAAAGACUGACAACGCAUCGUGGAGUGAUAGAGUGACUGCUAGAGUGACUGCUAUAGAGUGACUGCUAUCAAUUUUAUGAAAUGAAAAGUUCCAUGCUGGCUGUGUUCUCAUUUUUUUGGUGCAAAUUCGCCUUGAUAGACUUUGCCUGCAUCUGCUUUCAAUGAUUGUAUAAUUAUUAUUGUCAUUAUUUCCACCUUUUUCGCGUUGACAUUAUCAACCAAGCUUGGCUAGGCUUCGCAAUGAUGUGCUUUCAGCAAAAUAGUUUCUACGUAGGUAUUGUCUUCUAUGAAGAUAGUACCAAUUGCAGCAGACCUUGAUUCAUGUGCUGCAUGGGAAUAAGAUGACACGCCCGCUGGAUCAAAGUCGAGGAAAGAUGGAACAUUUUUUGGUGAUGAAUAUUGUUGAGCGGAGACAGACGCGGACUUUGCUUGAAAGUCCUUAUUCUCAUACAUGAUUUCUUACCGAGUUCUAGAAUUUUUAUGUAAGAUUUAAUUCACGCUUUGAGACGUCCCAAAGAUUCCCAUCAUUUUGAACGUCAAAAUACUCUUUUAACCCGCUAGUCAUUUUGCCCAUAAAAUGGGCAUGCCAGCAAUUUGAUGAUCGAGAUAUGUCCGAGCCAGCUAGCUGCAUGCGAUAGCACUUAGUAUUUUGCUUCCAACAUAAUAAUAUAAUUUAUCAGAUAUUAACUGACUUUCAUGUACCUGGUGAAUGAUUCCGUACACGAUGUGCCGUAAUUCAGCCAAGUUGCUUGUACGCGGUUUAUUGUGCUUCCAGUUUUAAAGCACAAUUGCGUUCUCAUAGUUUGCAACCUGUUUUCAUUUUUAUAUUUUAUUUCAGACAAGUCGAAGUCAAGAUUGGACAUUGUUUGUUGAUGAAUUUUUUGACUUUCCAAGCAAAAUCGA